AUGGCAUGUGAAACAGCAAAAAAAGCAUGGGAUAAGCUGAGAGAGGAGUUCACAGGAAGUGAUACAACAAGGAACAUGCAAGUGAUGAACUUGAGGAAAGAAUUUGAGAUGUUGAGAAUGCAGGAAGUUGAGAAAGUGAAAGAAUAUGUGGAUAGGCUUAUGAGGAUGGUUAAUAAGAUCGGGCUACUUGGAGUAGAAAUGAGUGAUAAAGUGAUUGUUGAGAAGGUGCUAGUAAGCUUACCCGAGAGGUUUGAAUCCAAGAUUUCCUCUCUAGAAGACUCCAAGGACCUGUCACAAAUCAACCUCACUGAGUUAGUCCAUGCACUGCAGGUUCAAGAACCAAGAAGAUUAAUGAGGCAGGAGGAUGCUAAUGAAGGUGCUAUGAUGGCAGCUCAAAAAGGAAGGAAUGUGCAGGGGAAUAAUAGAAGGUAUGCCGGAGACAAGAAAGGGAAAGAAAAAACCAGUGGACAAUGGGGAAAACCUAGUGGAACAAGGAGCUAUCCACCAUGUCCUCACUACAAGAAGAAGGGUCACUCAGAAAACAGGUAUUGGUUUAGGCCUGGGAUCCAAUGUAGGGUCUGCAAACAAUUUGGCCACAUUGAGAAGGUGUGCAAGAACAAAAGUACACAGCCACCACAGCAAGCUCAAUCUGCAGAGGAUCAACAGCAUGGCAGUGAGUCUGAACAAUUGUUUGUAGCUUCAUGUUAUAUAGUUCAGACCAGCAGUGAAGUGUGUUUGAUAGACAGUGGCUGCACCAACCACAUGGCAGCCAAUUUACAGAAUUUCAUUAGGAUGGCCUGUGUAUAUUUCCUGAAGCAGAAAAAUGAAGUAGUUGAUAUAUUUAGAAAAUUCAAGCUACUGGUGGAGAAUCAAGCUGGGACAAUGAUCAAAGCCAUAAGGAGUGACAAUAGGACAGAAUACACAUCAAGUUAA
Messenger RNA from Pistacia vera, 933 nucleotides. RefSeq lists its product as uncharacterized. Bases 1 to 933 code for a protein of 310 amino acids. Gene Ontology annotation, molecular function: zinc ion binding; nucleic acid binding. The record is from RefSeq and is a predicted model, not a curated record. Lineage: Eukaryota; Viridiplantae; Streptophyta; Magnoliopsida; Sapindales; Anacardiaceae. The transcript has 2 exons.